AGCGCGAGAUGCUUUCCUGGCCGCCGCAUUCAGGCUAGCGGGAGCGAAGGUUAUAAAAUUAAAAAGGGAAAAGAUGGGAAGAAGUGUGUCGGGGCUUCAGGUUGGGCAGGGUGGGCGGAGCAUUCAGGUGCAUCAGGCGGUGAGGCGCAGGUGGAACAGGCAGCUCUCCCAGAGCGCGGGGUGCCCACCCAAAGACUGUGACUCAUGGGCCCUUUCUCUUUCCUGUCUCAGGAACUCAAACAUGACCAGGAAGAUCUUCACAAGUACCAGGGAGCGGUGGAGGCAGCAGAACGUCAACAGCGCCUUUGCCAAGCUGAGGAAGCUCAUCCCCACACACCCUCCAGACAAAAAGCUGAGCAAAAAUGAAACACUUCGCCUGGCAAUGAGGUACAUCAACUUCUUGGUCAAGGUCUUGGGGGAGCAAACCCUGCAGCAAACUGGAGUGGCUGCUCAGGGAAACAUUCUGGGACUCUUCCCCCAAGGAUCCCACCUGCCGGACAAGACUCUACUCGGUGACUACCAGGUUCCUUCACUUGAACCAAGCCACAGCAUUGCGUAGCGGGGCUCUGGCUGUCCUCACCCAGGGCAGCAAUUGCUCAGAAGCCACUGGCUGUCGACAGCCUUUUGCAUGUUCCAGUGUCAACUUGAUGAAUAAUUUGUGAGGCAUGCAUUUAAGCUUCACAGGAGGUGGCUCAGGGACAGCUGCAGGGAGCCAGACAGAGGCCAUGAGGAAGAUGGUUUUGGAGUCUGCCACCCGCGGAGCUCCAGGCAGAGCAGCCUGCCUCUAUUUUAUGGAUCCAGGAUCUGCAUAAGAAGUUGUUUGGGCAGGGGGGGGUGGGGAGGCCGGGGGAAGCAUAGGUUAAAAACAGGUUUGGAAAUCGCUGUUUUACUCAGUAUGUUUUCAGUUACAAGGAAGGAAUUUCCCCAUGACUGAUCUCAGACAGAUGAGUAGAAAAUACUUGCCUCAGAACAUAUUUUACAGAUUGUUUUGAAGAAUGAGGUAUAUGUGAUCGAGGGUGAACAAAAUAACGUUGAUAAAUGUGAAGAGAGCCCUCACGGAAACCAACCUGGAGACUUGUGAAAACUUGAGGGAAAAGACCCUCCUGACACGUGAGGAUUACAGAAACACAGCAGAUAACAUGUGGAAGAGCUCUGCAUCCUUUAACCCUGUGGAAAUAUGAAGUGUUACCUGCCUUGAGCCAUUUAUAUCUAUGUUAUCUCUGAAGCCAAAUGGUGGAUUAUUUCUGUGAGAGGAAAGGACUUGAUAAUUUAUGAAUUAGAGUUCAUAGUUUUCUAAAUAGCUAAAAUAGGUUAUCUAACCCCUUAGUUGCGCAUGUCAGGCAUUAAAACUUUUAAUUCAGCCUGAGUUCCUCCUGGUUUAAGACCUGUAAACUUCAAAUAUAAUUAUGAAAAUCCAAACAUUACCAUUUAACAACUCAUUUAACAGAGAGCUUAGUUUAAACAAAAGAUCUAGAGUAGACAAUAGGAAUGUAAUAACAGACUUUAAUAAAUUAAUGAAUUUGUAAUUUGUCUUCCUAGCUAUGGAGCAUUAGCUCAAUCUUAUGCUGGUAGGAGUGGUACCCACUAGUCAAUGAAACAGUGCGGAUCUGGCAGAACUACUCACAACCACGUGCCCCGCCCCCCCAAUGAUUGGAUUCAAAGAUGGAUUCAAGGAUGAAUCCCAUAGCUGAGCCCAGAAUACAAAUAAUGUCAGUUGAUUGUCUCUGGGACAUUUUAUUUCCCUAAAGUUCUUGACAGUACAUUGGUUUUAAAACCUUCUGAACCACAGGUAUGAAACUGAUGGAUUUGCAAUUAUGGGUUUCCAGUGUAUACACAAUAGAAGAAUUUAAAUUUCCUGCUACUCUAGAAAGAAGAUAUUGAUUUAUGGAAGGUUGAACUGAGCCUCUUUGGUUUGGUGAUCAGAAAAAAAGCUAGAUGAGGCUAGAUGAGGCUCCCCCAAAAUCUCCUUCCCCCCAAAUAACAAGGUCAUAAUGUCAUUAACAUUUACACAGCAUUCACACUCAUAGCCCAGUGCAUUUAUCCGAAGCACUAUGUUUUCCUUCUAGGUCUUCCUUUAAACUGCAUUCUAUACACUUCCCUAUGGACCCAGAAUAGUCCAGGGAAACACAUAUGCACAGAGACUAAGGGACUUCCUCCAAAUGUGCAUUUCUUGCUCAUGAGGUUAUGUGGACUUAAAUUUGUCCCCAAACUACCAACUGAUAGUAUAUCUCAAAGCUUUGAUGACUUCAAUUGAACAACAUUACUUACUCUCUUCAUCUAGCAUUAAAUCAAAAUAACACUUUUGACAGCGUUUUUAUGUUAGCUUCCUAUUAACAUGUUGCUGACGAGGGCACAGAGGACCUCUUUGCCUGAAUGCAGGAUUUUACUGCUCUUCUCAGAAUGAGUGCCCUUUUCUGUUGUUGGGGCCAUGUCUGUCAGUACAGAGGGUCUUUCCACUAAAGUGUAAGAGAGUGCUCCUGAAAAGUCGUGAGACUGAGUUAUCAUUAAACUAUAUGAGGGGGAUAAUGAUUUAAAGAAACCCUGCAGGAAAUUCCAUUGAUAAAUGAAUAAACACUUAAAAUAUUA
This is a messenger RNA of Mirounga angustirostris (Northern elephant seal), 2586 nucleotides long. It is a transcript of the gene TAL2, whose product is annotated as TAL bHLH transcription factor 2. Bases 74 to 559 code for a protein of 161 amino acids. NCBI's taxonomy places the organism in Eukaryota, Metazoa, Chordata, Mammalia, Carnivora, Phocidae. Gene Ontology annotation, molecular function: DNA-binding transcription factor activity, RNA polymerase II-specific; RNA polymerase II cis-regulatory region sequence-specific DNA binding; protein dimerization activity. The transcript is spliced from 2 exons. The record is from RefSeq and is a predicted model, not a curated record. Gene Ontology annotation, biological process: regulation of transcription by RNA polymerase II.